UAGAGGCCUAGCCUCUACGAGGAACGAUGGGCCAGUGUCCUUACUCUAAGGAUGACUCUUACUCUAAGGAGGACGCACAUUUUUAGCAGGGUAAACCGUAGAGUAGCUCAAGCAGCAGGAGUCCAACUCUUCCACCCCACUGCCCGGCCAAUCUCCUCCUCCUUCCACUCGCCGGCGCUUCAAAAAGCGACAACAGACGCGAGAUGAACUCCAGCAGCAGAGCAAGCGGAGCGCCAGCGGAAGCGGUGCGUGAAGAUCGGAGCCACUUCCGGUCCGGGGCAGGUGUCACUGGUGUCACUGCGGCCUGUCACGGACGUCCAGGUUGUGUUGAGCACCCUGGCGCCACGGAGGACGCCGAGGACGUGCCCUGCAAGCCCCAGCUGGCCGAGAAGUGCUGGUCGGACGUGGUCGGCCACGUGGACUGCCUGCUCAACCCCCGCAGCACCCGCACCCACGUGUGCCAGCGACUCAAUCACACCGAGCUCUGCAAGGUGCUGGAGGACGCGCUGCGCUGCUCCACGGACGUGGCGGAGAACGGCUGCGUGCUGCGCUCCGGGAGGGAGAACUUCGACUUCUGGAUUCGCGGGCUGGAGGCCGUCAACACCAAGCUCUGCUUCGAGGGGCAGAUGGCCACCGUCGUGGCGUACGCGGAGUGCUGGGACGUGCUGCGGUUCACGCGCUGCGUCCAGCACACUGUAGACCGGCUGCAGCACGUCGUGGACCUCGCCGACCUGCUGACGCCGCACCACGGCCACGACGGCCACGACGGCCACGGUGACCUCGCGGCCGGCGAGCAGCUCCGGGCGGCGGACUCCCGGCAGCAGUGCCACCUCGCCAUGCUGCGCCUGUCCACCUGCGGCGCCACCGCCGCCACCCUGAACCCGGCCCCCGUGCUCGCCGACCCCAUGCGCUCCUGCCUGCAGGCCGCCCCGGUGGACGUCAUCAACGAGAUGCUGGCCGCCUACUUCUCGGCCAGCGAGUGCGGCAACGGCGGCGGCGGCAGCGGCGGCAGCCCCUGCCCGUCGUACGGGCUGCCUCACCAGGAGGCGCUGGCCUUCACGACGACGCUCGCCGCCCUCACCGAGCCGCCCCCGGCCGCCCCCAUUCGGUGCCGUUACUAA
Thrips palmi is the source of this 1121-nucleotide messenger RNA. RefSeq lists its product as uncharacterized. Lineage: Eukaryota; Metazoa; Arthropoda; Insecta; Thysanoptera; Thripidae. The coding region runs from base 204 to 1121 and encodes 305 amino acids. The record is from RefSeq and is a predicted model, not a curated record. The transcript is spliced from 7 exons.